Molecule: messenger RNA, 381 nt
Organism: Dioszegia hungarica
Lineage: Eukaryota; Fungi; Basidiomycota; Tremellomycetes; Tremellales; Bulleribasidiaceae
Exons: 2
Coding region: 1-381 (126 amino acids)
Source: RefSeq, a predicted model, not a curated record
AUGGACGCCAAGCUAUAUGUGGGCGCGAGGGAGAAGCCCAAAGACGACGGAUUGGCUGCCACAGACAACGUAAGCGCGGGUGGCAAGCCCAAGGAAUGGCUCCUAUUCAAAAUAGAGAGAGGCCACAUGCACCUACGUACCAGCGACGGUAUGACGGUCUUCAUGUUCAUGGCCAUCAUGUUCCUGCUCUACACGGCAGCAUUGUCAGCCGGUUCAAAGCCCAAUAUGGCGAGGAAGCUCAAGCUGGACCCUGCUUUCGACGUCAACGCAUAUGUCCACCGAGUCAACACAACUAUUGGCGUGCUUGUCAAGGAGCUGCAGCAGGUGCAGGCGGUAUUGGCGGAUAUGCAGAAGAAGCAUGGCAAGGUGGCGGCGGUGUAG